GAGAGAAGCGGCGGACCGUUGACCGGAAAACAGCAAAUCACGUCUAUAGGUAACGAACUAACGUUAGAACAGCAGCUUCGAGAGCAGGUGAUUCAAUCUGUUCUGUUAGCACUCCAGUUGCCUCCUUAUGAAGUGCGACUAAAUAAAGCUGAAUGAAGGCGGGGACGUGUUGUUGAGUUAUCUUCCCGUCUUGUUUUGGGUUACGUCUCGUUCAGGAAGUUUUAUUGUCUAAUAAAAGUGCAGACGAGAGCCAGGUUGGGCGGUGUUGGGAGCUGCCCGUUGGCGUCGCUCCAGGCUGUUUGUAGUUCUUCCUAUGGACGCCCUCAAUGUUUCGUUAUUGCCGGGGACACCGAAAUAGACUUCAAUUCCCAGACAUACAAGGAAGCUGGAGACAGUUACUAUUUCACCUCACGCCUAAACUCUUUGAUCAACGCUCAUUGGACCAAUCGGCGUGGAGUGGGCGGGGUCUGCGGCAAACGAAGAAACAGUGAGCUGCGGAGGAGAGCAGCAAAGAGAGAGACCGCACUUAUUCAUCCUUCCAUCCCAACCAACCGUACGCCCUUUAUCGCCCUCUGUGGUCUGUGCUGCGAUGUUGAUCCUGGACGUUUUGUCCCCGCUCCUCCUCCUCUCCAUCCUGUUGCCGGGCUACGGUUGCCGUGCGGCUGACAUUCCAGAGGACACUACAUCAGAGUUCUCGGUCAGACUGUACCAACGGCUGCAGGCAGCAGGGGGUCAAGACAACAUCAUUUUCUCCCCGCUGAGCGUGGCCGUGGCCCUGGGCAUGGUGGAGCUGGGAGCCAGGGGGGCUUCACUAGAGGAGAUACGACAGGCUGUCGGAUUCAGCCAUCUGCUGCCAGGUGUCGAGUUCUCCUUGCUCCAGAACCUGACAGCGGCCCUGUUGGAUGAUGACAGCCACUAUGUGAUCCGAUUUGCCAACAGCCUGUUUUUGCAGGAAGAUGUCACCUUUAACCCAGAGUUUCUGCAUUUGAUGAAGAAGUACUUCCGAGCUGACGUGGAAACGGUUGACUUCAGCGAAUCGUCUGCCGUGGCUGAGCAGAUCAACAAAUGGGUGGAGAAUCACACCGACAGUAAAAUCCGGGCUCUGCUCUCAGCCGAUGACUUCAGCAGCGUGACCCGUCUGACCCUGGUGAACGCAGUUUAUUUCAGAGGCUCCUGGAAAAACCAGUUCAGGCCGGAGAACACCAGGACCUUUUCCUUCAGCAGAGAUGACGGCUCUGAAGUCCAGACACUCAUGAUGUACCAGCAGGGAGACUUCUACUAUGGUGAAUUCAGUGACGGCUCACAGGAGGCCGGCGGUGUGUACCAGGUGUUGGAAAUGCCCUACGAGGGAGAGGACAUGUCCAUGAUGAUCGUUCUUCCUCGGCAGGAAGUACCUCUGGCCUCCCUGGAGCCCAUCAUUAAAGCGCCGCUGCUGGAGGAGUGGGCUAACAAUGUCAAACGACAGAAGGUGGAAGUCUACCUACCGAGGUUUAAGGUGGAGCAGAAGAUCGAUCUGAAGGACACUCUGCAGGAACUGGGAAUAAAGAACAUCUUCACCAACAAUGCUGAUCUCUCUGCCAUGACAGAUGUUGAGGAUCUGUACAUUGGGAAAGCGGUGCAGAAGGCCUACCUGGAGGUGACAGAGGAGGGGGCAGAGGGAGCUGUUGGUUCAGGAAUGAUUGCCCUGACCAGGACUCUGGUCCUGUACCCACAGGUCAUGGCUGAUCACCCAUUCUUCUUCAUUAUCAGAAACAGGAGAACAGGGUCCAUCCUCUUCAUGGGCAGAGUCAUGACUCCUGAGAUCAUCGAUCCCAACGACCAUGCCUUUGACUCCAUGUAACUGUGACAUGAGGUCACACAGUCUCAGCUAAUCAGAUCCUGACGUCAUAAAUGCUACCUAUCUUGUGUCACCAUCUUCAGCUGUGUUUUAUACUCUUUAUGGAAAAAAAAAAUAGAUCUAUAAGCUGAAUAUUAUAUGAUAUAUUAUAUAUUGAAACAUGACAUUUGACACGUUACGUGGCUGUGUUUUGAUACUGGGAGCUUUAAAUUCCUGGAUAGAGACGUGCAGAAAGAGGAAGCUGUAAAUAUUCUCUAGUAAAGUAGGGUUUGUAUGUAUGUGAGCUGGAAGUACACCUGGGAUGUAAUUCGUGCACAACCCUUUUAAGUUCAGCAGCUUAAUACUCACUCACACUCAUGCCCACAAAAUGCACAAAACCCUUCCUCUUUGGAAAUAUUUACUUUAACUUACAUCCCUGUACAUUUGACAUUGUGUUCUAUAUACAUAUAUAUGCUCAAUAUUUAUUGCAGAAUAAACAUGUGCAAACACUUUGUCCUUAUAUGAUAAAUCUUAGUAAUAUAUCUGUUCCAGACAGUAUUGAGACAUUUUUACACUGUAGGCACAUGGCUACACUGCUAAUGAACUAAUAUGCCUUAUCACAUCAGAGUGGUUGAUUAAGACCCAGCUGGGCGUCUUAAAGCUUGCUAAAGCGGUUGCUUUAGAGAGUGACUGGAGCAUGCAGGUGCGCUGAACAAGAUCUGCUGCACUGCUUUGGAUGUACAUACAGGGAGAAACAGUAACACCAGCUGUAUUGAGUAUUUUAUUCAAUAAAAACAUGAAUGUGUUCCCAUUAAAAUGUACCACUUU
Messenger RNA from Maylandia zebra (zebra mbuna), 2644 nucleotides. RefSeq names its product serpin peptidase inhibitor, clade I (neuroserpin), member 1 (gene serpini1). The record is from RefSeq and is a predicted model, not a curated record. Lineage: Eukaryota; Metazoa; Chordata; Actinopteri; Cichliformes; Cichlidae. Gene Ontology annotation, biological process: negative regulation of endopeptidase activity. Gene Ontology annotation, molecular function: serine-type endopeptidase inhibitor activity.